AUGGCUCAAGCAACGGUUCCCACCAAGACGCCCAGAGGCCGCAUUCGGGACAUCCUCCCGGGCAUCCGCAUCGGCACCCACAAGCCGGGCCCGCUCAAUGCCCUCACCGAUGUCCCCGGUGUCCUCGUGCACACCCAGUCCCUCCACCAGAACGACGGCUCCGUCAACACGGGCGUGACCACGAUCCUGCCGCGGGCGGACUGGUUCCACAGCGCCUGCUACGCCGGCAUCUUCCGCUUCAAUGGUUCGGGCGAGAUGACGGGCAGCCACUGGCUGGAGGAGACGGGCCUGCUGAGCUCGCCCGUCGUGCUGACCAACUCGUUCGCCGUCGGCGCCGCCUACCAGGGCGUCUACGAGCACGCCAUCAAGCAACACGGCGGAGACGGCGUCGACUGGUUCCUCCUCCCCGUCGUCGCAGAGACCUUUGACGGCCACAUCAACGACCUCUCCACCUUCGCCGUGCGGCCCCACCACAUCGUCGAGGGCAUCGACGCCGCCGCGGGGGGCGUCCCCGUGCCAGAGGGCAACACCGGCGGCGGUACCGGCAUGAUGUGCCACGGCCACAAGGGCGGGACGGGCACCAGCAGCCGCGUCGUCGACGGGCUCGGCGUCGCCCUCCCCGGAGACGACGACAAGGCGGCGCCGGCGACGACGUACACCAUCGCGGCGCUGGUGCAGGCAAACUACGGCCGGCUGGGCCACCUCCGGGUGACCGGCGCGCCGGUCGGGCGGCUCCUUGCCGAGGAGCUCGAGGCGAAGGCGUCCUCGGCGGCGGGGCUGUCGGCGGCGGAGGCGGAGCAGGCGCGGCGGUUCGAGGAGGCGGAGCGGGCCAAGGACAAGAAGGACGGCAGCAUCAUCGUCGUGCUUGCGACGGACGCGCCGCUACACCCGCUGCAGCUGCAGCGCCUAGCCAAACGGGCGACGGUCGGGCUAGCGCGCGUCGGCGGCUAUGGCCACAACCCGUCGGGGGACCUAUUCCUCGCCUUCUCGACGGCGAACGAGAUUCCCGUGCAGAGGGCCACGGCGCAGAAGCGCGCCGUCGACCCGUUCAAGGCCGCGGCUAUGAGCGUCCAGGUCGUCAACGAUAACUCCAUCAAUGCCCUGUUCGAGGCCGCUGCUGAUGCUACCGAGGAGGCUAUCUACAAUGCCCUGUGCAUGGCUGAGACCAUGGUGGGACUCAAGGGUCGCACCGUUGAGGCGCUGGAUCUGGAGAAGCUGAAGUCCAUCAUGGCGAAGUAUCUGUAG
Phialemonium atrogriseum is the source of this 1245-nucleotide messenger RNA. RefSeq names its product putative peptidase. NCBI's taxonomy places the organism in Eukaryota, Fungi, Ascomycota, Sordariomycetes, Cephalothecales, Cephalothecaceae. The coding region runs from base 1 to 1245 and encodes 414 amino acids. The transcript has a single exon. The record is from RefSeq and is a predicted model, not a curated record. Gene Ontology annotation, molecular function: aminopeptidase activity.